UUACAUCAUUUUCAACUUAACAAAAAACUUUUAAGAGCUUGAUACUUGUCUUGAGCAACACUUUGGCGACCUGUGAAAGAGAGUUAGAUUUGCAUCGUGCGGUGAAGCAUAAGCGGCAAUGGCAUCAUCGGAAGGAGAAGAGUCUCAGCAGCCACAACUUGUCCUCGCCGACAAGCUUUUCCUCCUCAAACAACCCGAUGUUCAAGACAUUGACAAAGUUGGAUUCAAGGAGGAUGUCUUCACAUUCGUCAAGGAUCAUGAUAUGGUCCCUUUAUACGAAACCCUAGUCGCCGAUUCUGUUUUGGAUAUGGAUCGUGCCCUUUUGGACUCUAUGCGUGCUAAAAUUGACGAUGAGCUUAAGAAGCUUGACGAAAAGAUUGCCGAUGCCGAGGAAAACUUAGGUGAGAGUGAAGUCCGCGAGGCUCACUUGGCAAAAUCCUUGUUUUUCAUCCGGAUUGGGGACAAGGAGAAAGCCCUGGAACAUCUCAAGAUAACAGAAACCAAGACUGUUGCAGUGGGGCAGAAGAUGGACUUGGUGUUUUACACGCUGCAGCUUGGUUUCUUUGACAUGGAUUUUGAUCUAAUUUCCAAAAGUAUUGACAAAGCUAAAAGCUUGUUUGAAGAAGGUGGUGAUUGGGAAAGGAAGAACCGGCUGAAAGUGUAUGAAGGCCUCUACUGCAUGUCCACUAGAAAUUUUGAGAAGGCUGCAACAUUGUUUUUGGAUUCUAUCUCAACCUUUACAACCUAUGAACUUUUUCCAUAUGACACCUUUAUAUUUUACACCGUUUUGACAAGCAUCAUAACACUGGAUAGAGUUUCCUUAAAGCAAAAGGUAGUGGAUGCUCCUGAGAUCUUGACAGUGAUUGGCAAAAUCCCACAUCUGUCAGAGUUUUUGAACUCCCUAUAUGAUUGUCAAUACAAGUCUUUCUUCUCAGCAUUUGCUGGUUUGACGGAGCAAAUUAAGUUGGAUCGCUAUUUGCAUUCACACUUCAGGUAUUACAUGAGAGAGAUCAGAGUUGUUAUAUAUUCCCAGUUUUUGGAAUCUUACAAGAGUGUGACAAUUGAGGCCAUGGCAAAAGCAUUUGGAGUAUCCGUGGAUUUCAUUGAUGUGGAGCUAUCACGUUUUAUCGCAGCUGGGAAACUUCAUUGCAAGAUCGAUAAGGUUGCAGGCGUUCUUGAAACCAACCGCCCUGAUGCCAAGAAUGCUCUUUACCAGGCAACUAUUAAGCAAGGGGACUUCUUGUUGAACAGGAUCCAGAAAUUGUCGCGUGUGAUUGAUCUUUAGGUGUUUUUACAAUUAAAAAGGUGUAUUGAAAGGCAGAGAUGCUGGCAAUAUCAAGGGGACAUCCUGUUGAAUGCAUUUUACUAGGCGGGGUCUUGAGACAUGACAUUUCUGUAGUCCAUUUGAUUUCCAAAUUAAUGAACACCCAAGCUGGCUGAAUUAUCUGAAUCCAUUUCGAGUUAUAUCUUAAACAAUUUCAUUAUUUUUGUGACAAAUUUAGUGUUUGAAUGUAUACUUGUUAGCUAUGGUAUUGUUCAGUUUCUCA
Messenger RNA from Lathyrus oleraceus (garden pea), 1547 nucleotides. Its product is annotated as 26S proteasome non-ATPase regulatory subunit 6 homolog. Bases 119 to 1285 code for a protein of 388 amino acids. The record is from RefSeq and is a predicted model, not a curated record. The transcript has 8 exons. Lineage: Eukaryota; Viridiplantae; Streptophyta; Magnoliopsida; Fabales; Fabaceae. Gene Ontology annotation, biological process: proteasome-mediated ubiquitin-dependent protein catabolic process.